UGAUCAUUUAAUGGGAGAAGAAUCUCCUUUGGAGCAGUUGAAGUGACGCUGCCGUGUUUUGUGUCCGCAGUGACACCUGCUGGUGGAAUCCCUCAAUCUCUGGAGGAACAAAACUCCAACUGACCAGACACCAUGGCUCAUUACGACUCGGUGGAUGAGAAGGACUCUGUGGAUAUUCAUGACAACCCCCCGCUCCCUGAUAACGUGGUGAAAGAGGAGGACAACACGCUCUACUUCAUCUACGAGGAGGAGGUGGAAGAGGAAGUGAAAGAUGAACCUUCUCCACCGGAACCAGUCAAACCAGUGAACGACAGACCUCACAAGUUCAAAGACCACUACUGCAAAAAACCCAAGUUUUGUGACGUCUGCGCGAGAAUGAUCGUUUUGAACAAUAAGUUUGCAUUGCGAUGCAAAAACUGCAAAACCAGCAUCCACCACCAGUGCCAGUCCUAUGUGGAGCACCAGAGGUGUUUUGGCAAAAUUCCUCCAGGAUUCAGGAGAGCGUACAGUUCUCCUCUGUACAGCAGCCAGCAGAACGCCACAGUCUCCCAGCUGCUGCCCUUCUCGCAGUCGAACCGCACCGACCCCGUGUUUGAGACGCUGCGGAUCGGAGUGAUCAUGGCCAACAAGGAGCGGAAGAAAGGCUCCGAGGACAAGAAGGACAGGAUGAUGAUGAUGAUGGAGGAAGAUGAGUCCCAGCCCAAGCAGGAGGAGGAGGGAGGGGAAGGAGCAAACAUGGAAGGAGACAAAAGAGGCGACAAAGCUCCUGCAGAUGAAAAGGGUAAAAAACCUCAGCCGGGGAAGAUCGGUGUGUUCAGUCAGUCUCACUAUUACCUGGCUCUGUAUCGCUUCAAGGCCGUGGAGAAGGACGACCUGGAUGUGCACGCUGGGGACCGCAUCACUGUGAUAGAUGACUCCAACGAGGAGUGGUGGAGGGGGAAGAUCGGAGUGAGAACCGGCUUCAUCCCGGCCAACUACAUCAUCCGGGUGCGAGCAGGAGAGACGGUCUACGAGGUGACACGCUCCUUCGUCGGCAACAGAGAGAUGGGUCAGAUCACUCUGAAGAAAGACCAGAUUGUGGUAAAGAAGGGCGAGGAGGUGAACGGCUACCUGAAGGUCAGCACGGGACGAAAGCUCGGCUUCUUCCCCGCUAACCUGCUGCAGGAGAUCUGA
Molecule: messenger RNA, 1173 nt
Organism: Pleuronectes platessa (European plaice)
Lineage: Eukaryota; Metazoa; Chordata; Actinopteri; Pleuronectiformes; Pleuronectidae
Product: SH3 and cysteine-rich domain-containing protein 3
Exons: 12
Coding region: 133-1173 (346 amino acids)
Biological process (GO): positive regulation of voltage-gated calcium channel activity; positive regulation of protein localization to plasma membrane; skeletal muscle contraction
Cellular component (GO): extrinsic component of cytoplasmic side of plasma membrane
Molecular function (GO): protein binding
Source: RefSeq, a predicted model, not a curated record